UUACAGACACUGUGGCCUUAUUCGCUAACGAAGCCCGAUGUUCUUUCCAGAACGAAGUCGGUGAUCACCCAUUUUUUUACCUCUCUGACAUAAGCUAACUCAUCAUCUUACAGUGGUAAAAGUCUCAGAAAAAAAUCGAUGUUGGCAAAUUUUCGCGCGAACGUCCUUAAGUUAACUGUUUGCGUGUCAUGUGCAGAGUGGUGACAGUCAUGUGCACACCAUAGUUAUUUUUAGCAUGCCGAUUGCCUUUGAAUGAGUUGAAACAUUGGUGCAGCGAUGUCUGAAAUUCAGUUCCUACAUGUCAUGUGAUUCGUAUGACACAAAUAAAUCUUCUCAAAAUAAGUAACUACAAUACGAUAUACAAUACAAUACUUUAUUUAACCACGCGACACCUAGGAGCGCAAGCGCUCGUUAAAACGUGUGCGUGAACUGAUCUUGCGAUGCAACUGAGGCACUGAAGAAAAAAAGAAAAACAGAAUACUUCGCUGUGAGUUGAUUUUUCAGUGCCACCGGAUUUACAGCAACCUGCCACGGAUGGAUUCUUCCAAUAGCACUGUCUCCAAGCCAAAUGCACAAAGAGUGGCCUCCGAUCUCCCAACUUCCUCGCGGCCAGCAUCUCUUCAUGAAAAACCGCGGAAAACGGCGAAAAUAGGAUGUGUGGAAAUGCCUCUGUUCUGUGCAAACUUGUUUUUCUCUUUUUUCGCGGUAGUUGGAACAGUUGGUCAAACCGUCUCGUUGCCUCUGUGGAUCGACUCUACAAAUGAAAAUGAAAAUCUUUCAGGGAGAUCGGUGGACAGUUAUUUCGUGUUUUCCUUUGCAAGUCUGUCGUUUGUUGUAAUAUUUGGACUGGGGACACUUUUCAUUCGAAUCUUUUCGCCUCAAGAUAUCGGUGAAACGGAGAAGCGCUUUCCUCACUUACAGCUGUUUCUAGUCGGCCUCUGUGAUUCAUUAAACGGAGCGAUGAUUGUCUUUGCGAGCAAGGGAUCCAGAACUCCGCCGUAUCUCCAGGCCAUUCUCGGGAACUUCGGGAUUCCUUUAACCAUAUUAUUCAGGGUGCUCAUCGUACGAAAGAGGCCGACACUUCUAAAGCUGCUCUGUGGUCUCGCUGUAGUUGUCGGUCUUUUUGUUUGCCUCAUUCCAACAAUUUUUCCCGCUGUUGAUCCUAAAGCAGGGAAAACAAAAACCGAAGCUCAUGGCGUUUCAAGAGUGAUGUGGCCUCUCAUUUUCAUGCUUGGAUUUGUACCCGCAACCGUUAUGAAUGUCAUCAUUGAACGAGGAGUGAAGAUGGAAAACCAAAUAUCGAGAAGAAGAAUCAACUUGGUUUACUUCCUGUUCUGGACCUCUUUAUAUCAACUUCUUUGUGUUGGUUUGCUUUUCUGGCUAGAUAUUCUGCCUUGGUAUGGAAACGUUGACAGUAUCAGCGAGUUUGGAAGAAAUUGGUGGUUUGGAGUUCAAUGUUUCUUUGGCGCAGCAGGUUGUGAUUCCACAUGUGGCAUCAGAGGAACCAUGUUUAUUCUCAUGUACGUUUGUGCUUAUGCUGGAUCAGCAAAUCUGUUAAGACACACGGAGGGAGCUACUUGGGUGGCCAUUGUCGUAUCCCUAGUUACUCCUCUGGGUUUUCUUUUCUGGACUUUGUUCAACGAAUCACCGUUCAAGUGGCACCCUGAGGGUCAUGUGAGCACUUGGUUUAGCAUCGGCGCACUGGCAAUCAUGGUUCCCGCCAUUUUUGCCUACAACAUGGGGGCGCCAGAGAUUUCUCUAAACCCUGAAGAAAGCCGUCGAGAAGAGCUUUUCUUCUCCGAUUCCGUGAGUCAGUACCAUUCAGAUCCUGGUGCAGAAGAACCUCUUCUCUCCAACAAAACCAGCUUGUCAAGCUAUACCGUUUAAAGGGUCUUCUUGCAACGUCUCUUACCCGAGACAUAAACACUGUAUAUGCACCGCCUUCAUUGUUCACUUCUUUAUAUUAACCUUGUAGCGGCGCACGUAAAACUGAACAUUACAUGAAUUUAUUUAUUGAGUUUCAACGAUUCACAGAGCCCUUAGAGCUUUCGUAUUUUUCGCACACCGGCCACCGGCUAUUCUUAAACUUAACUAGUAUGUGUAGAAAUUCUUACUUUUUUAAACUCGAAAAGAAAUCCGUUGUUUUGUAUCCUGAUUUAAACACAUGCGAUGAUGGCACAAGCAUAUUAUAUUAUCGCAAUCAAAAUAAACGAAUGAUUUUGCUUUG
Messenger RNA from Orbicella faveolata, 2227 nucleotides. RefSeq names its product crt homolog 3-like. Lineage: Eukaryota; Metazoa; Cnidaria; Anthozoa; Scleractinia; Merulinidae. The record is from RefSeq and is a predicted model, not a curated record.